UGUAUUACACGAUUACAGCCGCGGGAUCAACCUGUCAGUGACAGUCCCGCUAUUGUCGCUGCUAUUGCACGGUCCUAUUUUAAGUUUAAGAAACGCCUUUUGUUUGUGCGUUUCCUCUCCCAGUAAUAAAUAGCCUACGGCGUGCCGCGUGAUUAUGAAGUUGCCCGCACUUUCUCACUAGAGUCAUUUGCGGCGGAUAAAUUCGAUUCCAGGCGGAUUUAGCGAGAAGCGUCGCUCUCCCUCCCCGGAGCAGCAUCACAUGCUCCGGCCGAUUCUCCACGCGGCUCGCAUGCAGCAAACGAGGCUGCGAACGGUGCCCCUUCCCGGGGAAGCGCUUCUCAAACCCAUCCGUUUGACGUCAAGCGCUCAAUUAUUGGACGCGUCGUGUGAAUUUUUUUCGCAAAAACAAAUAAUCGCCAGUGACUCCGAUUGUUCUGUCACACGAUUCAGGAGGAACCGUGCAGGUCUGCCUUUCUCCUCAUCGCCCUUGAAGUGAAAGUUUUCUCUGAAGAUCUGGACAUCAUGCAACUGCGUUUACCGCAAUAACGCGUCCGUCAGCGAGUCCUUAUUGCAUAACCUCUCAGGAGACGAAAGUAUACAGUUUUUUUUUUAAUUCUCUCUAUAAAUAUCACCGCCUGAGAGAGGCAGGAGAGCACUAUCAAUAUACAGGAGUCUCAUUAAGGAGCCCAGCUAAAGGAAAGCGCCACCUGUCUGUGGAAUAUGGAUCUGCAUGGAGAGGACAGACAGAUACCAGGAAAUGGACCUCUGUCUGCAAAGAGCCAGCCAGCUCACCGGUCCUCGCUCAAGAUGUUCCUGGCUGCUUUGUCCUUUGCCUAUUUUUCCAAGGCCCUCUCCGGGAGCUAUCUGAAGAGUACAAUUACCCAGCUGGAGAGGAGGUUCGAUAUUCCGAGUUACUUAAUAGGAAUCAUCGACGGCAGCUUUGAAAUAGGCAACCUGCUGGUCAUUGCCUUCGUCAGCUACUUUGGGGCCAAGCUGCACCGGCCGAAGAUCAUCGCGGUCGGCUGCUUGCUCAUGUCCGUCGGCACCUUCCUCAUCGCCAUGCCUCAUUUCAUCAUCGGACGCUAUAAGUUUGAAACUUCCAUUAGAUCUUCGAUGAACUCGACCAGUAUCCUCACCCCGUGUCCUGCAAGCUCUCCUGAUCCUCCGACCACGAGAGAUGGACUUUCAACGGUGGCGAGUGCAGUUUCAGAUGGCCUUCUGGGGAGGAGGUACUCCACUAACAUCCAUCCCUCCGUGCCGGGCUGUGAACGAGAGUCCAGCCUCUCCAUGUGGAUUUAUGUUCUCCUGGGGAACAUGUUGCGUGGAAUCGGCGAAACUCCCGUCCAGCCGCUGGGAAUCUCAUACAUCGAUGACCACACUCGACAGGAAGACGCAGCCUUCUACAUUGGCUGCGUGCAGACGGUCGCCAUCAUAGGCCCGAUAUUUGGGUACCUCCUGGGUUCUCUGUGUGCUAAGAUAUAUGUGGACAUUGGAUUUGUAGAUAUGGAGAGCAUCACCAUCUCCCCCGGCGACGCCCGCUGGGUGGGAGCGUGGUGGUUGGGCUACCUCAUUGCGGGGGUCAUCACCCUCCUCUCGGCUGUCCCAUUCUGGUUCCUGCCGAAGUCGCUGGCCAGGCCGGGGGAGCAGCGCCCCUCUGGGGGUGCCCCGGAGAAGUCCUGCUUCAUCGGUGACCCCAUGUGCGUCGAGCGCAAGUAUAGGCCAGAGGAGCCGGCCAACUUGGCGGAGAUGGCAAAAGAGUUUCUGCCUUCAUUGAAAAAUCUCCUGGGAAACCAAGUCUACUUCUUAUAUCUGUGUGUGACAAUCAUCCAGUUCAACUCCCUCAUUGGGAUGGUGACGUACAAACCAAAGUACAUUGAGGAGCAUUACGGACAAUCAGCAUCUAAAGCCAACUUUCUGAUGGGCCUCAUCAACAUUCCUGCCGUGGCCCUUGGCAUGUUCCUGGGGGGUGUGGUCAUGAAGAAGCUGAGGCUGGACAUCAUGGGAGCCGCCAAGUUUGCUUUCGGCACCUCGCUGCUGGGCUACUUCCUGUCCCUUUUCUUCUUCGCCAUGGGCUGUGAGAACUCCAAGGUGGCUGGGAUAACAGUGUCCUACAAGGGAGGGGACAUGUUGGCAUCUCAGGAGGCCUCCCAGUUCACAGACUGCAACUCCGCCUGCCUGUGUUCCGGGAAGGACUGGGACCCGGUGUGUGGAGAGAACGGCAUCACCUACAUCUCUCCAUGCCUGGCCGGCUGCCACCUGUCCAGCGGAUCAGGAAAGAACACAGUGUUUGACCAGUGCCAGUGCCUGUCUGAGGCAGGCUCCGCACCCGGGAAUCUCUCUGCCACCGUGGGCCACUGCCGGCGCCGGGACGGGUGCGACCGCAUAUUCCCCUACUUCCUGGCGCUCUCGGUCUUCAGUUCCUUCAUCAUCUCCCUGGGCGGGACACCAGGCUACAUGUUGCUCAUCAGGUGUAUAAAGCCAGAACUGAAAUCCUUAGCGCUGGGAUUCCACACUUUGACAACUCGAACGCUGGCGGGAAUCCCCGCCCCCAUCUACUUUGGGGCAGUCAUCGAUGCCACCUGUCUGAAGUGGGGCCACAAGAGGUGUGGGGGGAGAGGCGCGUGUAGGAUCUAUGACACCUCGGCGUACAGGAUCGUGUACCUGGGUCUGACUCUGGGCCUGCGCACUGUGUCCUUCAUCCUGUGUGUCAUGGGCUUUGUGCUGCUCCGGAGACAAGUCAGGGCGGAGGAGAAAAAUCCAGGCAUGGUGAAUGGAGGGACAGAGCUGGAAUCACUGACCAAGGAUGAGAACAGCUCUCUAAACUGUGACCAGCUCAUACGCAACUCGGACUACGACCCAGACCGGGAGACCAGGCUCUGACUUCUGGACGUUCCCAUUUUCUUUUCAUCCCAAAACAUGCAAAGCAUGAUGGGAACACUGGCCAAGUUGAAUGAUUUCAUAGAACAUAAAUUAUAUAUUUGUACUGGACUUGUGUAGAUUUUAUGAGAUGCACAAUAUUGUUUUAAUAAAAUUUAAAUAUUUUGUU
Molecule: messenger RNA, 3046 nt
Organism: Paramormyrops kingsleyae
Lineage: Eukaryota; Metazoa; Chordata; Actinopteri; Osteoglossiformes; Mormyridae
Source: RefSeq, a predicted model, not a curated record